ACUUUCAGAUAUUUUGAAAUAUUCCAAUAAGUGAAAUUAAUGAAUGGUGUAAUAGUGAUACUCUAUGUGUUAAGUUGGUUUUAUUCAUGUGCCGCUGCAAACAAUGGAAUUUACGAAAACUUAUCGCAAAGCUUAAGCUAUCCAUGGGAUCUGAACACUCCUUGUCAACCAUACAUUGAGGAUUUCGCAAAAGCGAGUUCUAGAAUGAUACGAUGUGCAGCCACAUUUUCUUCACCACCGAAAGUGUGCACAUCUUGUACCGAAGAAUACAUUGCGUUCAAACAGAUCGAAUAUAUGUUACGUAAAUUGGAACAUGUGUUUUCACAUGACAAUACUACCUGCAAUCGUGUAAUUUAUGAGAAUUACUUAAUUUCCUAUGUGUCGGAGGUAUCGACGACAAUAACAAGAAACAUAUGGGGCAAUUCGCGCUGUUCUUCUUGUGUGAAUAUCAAUUGGCAUUUCGAGACAAACAGCACUGAAUACAGCUAUUAUAAUGAUACUAUACAGUUUCAAAAUAAGUUAUAUGAUUGGAGGCGCUGUGUUUCUAAUGUUUCGUCUCUUCAAGCUAAUGAUAUGGUCAUUUGUGAUGAAUGUCUGAGUUCAUUCAAUGAAUUAUUCCAGUUUUACUGGUAUAUAUAUAUCACACCGAAUGUUAAUUUUUGUUUAGAUGUCGAAACUACGAUGAAUGAUACGAUGAAUCUGUGGCAUAAUGUAUGGCAUUGUCCGGAUGAUCGAGUAGAAGAAUUACGAGACUGGACAUUACUUGGAUAUAGCUUGGCUUUGCUAAUAAUAAUUGCAGUAUUUUUCUAUGCUGGUAGUUAUGUCCAAAGUUCAGAAAUACAGAGGCAUCUUGUGCAAUAUUCUCGAUUAGAAGCACCACGUGGCUUGCGAUCACAUAUUCUAAGCUCAUCAACUUUGGAUACAAUAUCGUCCUUAACUGCUAGAAAUACCGAAAGGAUCACCAGUUUGCAGUAGUAUAUUGUCGACUUUUUUUCAUGUGAAUUUCCUGUUCCUUUGGCUAAUUAAGUAGAAUAACAUAGAUUCAUGCAUUUAUGUGCGGCCAUGCAUGAUAGUCAUAUAUCUUGCAUAAGUAACCAGAAAAAACUACAGAGGACUCAUUUUAUUAAUUAAAAAAAAGG
Loa loa (African eye worm) is the source of this 1139-nucleotide messenger RNA. RefSeq lists its product as hypothetical. Lineage: Eukaryota; Metazoa; Nematoda; Chromadorea; Rhabditida; Onchocercidae. Bases 40 to 975 code for a protein of 311 amino acids. The transcript is spliced from 6 exons. The record is from RefSeq and is a predicted model, not a curated record. Gene Ontology annotation, cellular component: cytosol.